AUGCUAGUCCCGAUCUCUGCUCUUGAAGUAACUAGCGGCACGCCUCGGAAAUGCAGUUUUGUGCAUGAGUCUGGCAUGAAGUUCAACACCACAUUCUGCGGUGACUGCGGCUCCAUGCUCGGCAAGGUAACAGAGGACGAGGCGUAUAAAGGCAUGUUCAUCCUGUCGGUAGGUCUACUAGAUGAAGAUAUUAGCAAAUUCAAGCCCGAUACAGAGCUGUGGGUUAAGUACCGGGCGAGUUGGAUUACGCCGAUUGAAGGCGCGGCGCAGGCGCAGACUUUCUCCUGA
Molecule: messenger RNA, 288 nt
Organism: Alternaria atra
Lineage: Eukaryota; Fungi; Ascomycota; Dothideomycetes; Pleosporales; Pleosporaceae
Exons: 1
Coding region: 1-288 (95 amino acids)
Molecular function (GO): carbon-sulfur lyase activity
Source: RefSeq, a predicted model, not a curated record